AUGGCAAUGAGGCGGACUGACGGGGCGACGGGAGUGUCAAAGUUGCCUCAACGCUCCCCACGGGCGCGGCGUCUGGCGUCGCUAGAGGACGGCGUCGUGCAGUCGCUUGCCGAGGACCAGGCGCUCCUUGUAGAGAGCGUAAUUAGGGUAUAUCACGCGCUGGUGGACGCGAGCCCGCUGCUGGCGUUGGAGCGGCGGCGGGGGNAUUAG
Trypanosoma grayi is the source of this 210-nucleotide messenger RNA. RefSeq lists its product as hypothetical. The transcript has a single exon. The record is from RefSeq and is a predicted model, not a curated record. NCBI's taxonomy places the organism in Eukaryota, Euglenozoa, Kinetoplastea, Trypanosomatida, Trypanosomatidae. Bases 1 to 210 code for a protein of 69 amino acids.